Messenger RNA from Trichomonas vaginalis G3, 930 nucleotides. Its product is annotated as spectrin binding. Bases 1 to 930 code for a protein of 309 amino acids. The transcript has a single exon. NCBI's taxonomy places the organism in Eukaryota, Parabasalia, Trichomonadida, Trichomonadidae. The record is from RefSeq and is a predicted model, not a curated record.
AUGUUUGUAUUCCUUUUCGCCUUAGGAAGGCCGCUCCUAUUUGGUAGUAUCUCACCAGAAGGCAGGUUUUGGAAAGUUUUUUCAAUUAAUGAUUUCCAUAAUAAUGCGAGUCCCGCAGAUCCAAAGUGUAAUCAUGAAGAUCCUGGUUGCCAGUGGAAUGAAGGAGUUCAGGGUUAUAAAUGCACUAAGGUACAAGAUAACGCUAACGAUGAUGAUGAUAGAUGCUUUGGAUAUUUCGAAUACACUCGAGAUCCUGACCAUUUAAUUGAUGAAGACUAUAUUACCGAAUUUAAAUUCAGAUGUGAACUUACUGGCGGUGGAAGAUGCCUUUUUGAUAUUUCCACUCCUUCUGGAAUCUCUAUUCAAAAAUAUAUUUAUGCAAACCAAAAUGAUGGAAAUGAAAAUAUGUUAAUCUACAACAAUGGAAAACCAUAUAAAGGUAGUAUUAAUGUUAGAGUUUAUCUUCAUCCUUAUUCUACUGAUACAGUUUUCAAAAAUGUAUCAAUUAUUCCUAUUAGAACAGGUCUUGCUCUUGUAUCUAUUCCAAAUUAUAUUGAAAGUGAUACUAGAACAGAAAGAUUACCAACAGGUAAAAAAACGCCAAUCCAAACCCAAAAUGGAUUAACAGCAUACAGAGCAUCAAUCAAAUUGUACAAAGAGAAUGAAAAGAUUCCCGGUUUAUCAACCAAAGUCUUACUAAACAGUUUCAAACUAUCUUCUACUCAGAAGAAGUAUACAGAAAAACUUACAGGAUCGGAAGAUUUGAAGCUUCUCUCUCCUAUCAUUGCAAAUGACCAAUAUAUUAUUGGUGUUGAUAUAUUUAAGAAAGAUUUUUUCAUCGAUUGGACAGUAUCUGAAGUAACAGAUGCCAGAUAUAUGGCCGCCUCAUCAUUAACUUUGAAUAUAAAGCCGCUUGAAGAUCUAGAAUAA